UCACCAUUUCACUUAAUUUUUCUUUUCCUAAAAAAUAUAAAAUUUAAUAUUAAAAUAUUUUCUCAAAGUUCACCAUUUAAGAAGGCAAAUUAUUCUUCCCAUUAACAUUAGAGUCGUCUCUCCUUCUUCUAUUAACAAUGGCGUCAAUGCCGUUGUAUUGGCAACCACCACCAGCCACGGAGUAUCCACAACACUCAUCCUCCGUCUCCUCCUCCGGCAACUCCACCAUUGGUCCUUUUAUCGCCGUCUUUAUCGUCGUCACUGUUCUCUGUGUUGUUGCUAGCGUUAUUGGACGGCUUUGCUCCGGCAAAACCAUCUUAGGGUAUGGAGACUACGAUAUGGAGAGAUGGGCUGAGAGUAGAUGUGGUUCUUGUAUCGACGGCCACAUCAUUCCCCACCGGCCGUCUCCGUCGCCUCCUCCUCCUCCUCCUCGUCAGCCUUUGCACCACACUUCCUCGGGCGUCUCAGCUGAAUCUGAAGGACACGUGGCAGAUCUAGAUGAAACUGAUGGAGAGAAACAAGACUCUUUAGACCAUGAACCUCCAACACAAACACCAUCCUCAGCUCAUUCUUGAUUAGUGUUUCUCUCUUUUGAUUCUUUUUUUUUCGUGUUGGUUUUAAAAGUUAGCGAAUGUAAUUGAAAAUUCACGAGUUCAAUCCCAAAGCGGUCAAAGUUAUUGAAAAUGGCGCUCUCAGAUUUUGUUUU
Messenger RNA from Camelina sativa (false flax), 706 nucleotides. RefSeq lists its product as uncharacterized. NCBI's taxonomy places the organism in Eukaryota, Viridiplantae, Streptophyta, Magnoliopsida, Brassicales, Brassicaceae. The record is from RefSeq and is a predicted model, not a curated record.